AUGUCCUCGUCCUCUUGCUCGAUUGAUGGCAGCAAUUCCAGCAGCAUCAAUUCCGGAAAUACCACGACCAACACUCAACUUACCAUCAUCCCCCAUUUCCUCGAUAACCCCACUUAUAACCUUGACCGGUUUCUUGGCCGCAUCGAGCAGAUACCGAUCGACCAACAGCAACGGCCCCCGCCCGGCCUUGGACAGGAACAAGAUGGAGCUAAGACCGAAUUUGAAGCCGAAACUAAAGCAAAAGAGCGCAUUCUAAUGCAGCUUCAAGAAUUUGAUGACAAGUUUGGUCAUAGCAGUGCGCUUUCUCGUGGCUAA
This is a messenger RNA of Trichoderma virens Gv29-8, 315 nucleotides long. RefSeq lists its product as uncharacterized. Lineage: Eukaryota; Fungi; Ascomycota; Sordariomycetes; Hypocreales; Hypocreaceae. The transcript is spliced from 2 exons. The coding region runs from base 1 to 315 and encodes 104 amino acids. The record is from RefSeq and is a predicted model, not a curated record.